AGUGUCUACGGCGUUCUCACUCUCCCCCCAUGGGCAGCGCGCACCGUCAUGAAUCCGCGAAAAGCGCCCUCUUGCGCUCCUCCACCCGACCCUCCGCGUCGCGCCUGCGCUGCUGCAUCCACUCGAGGCGACCGACCACGCCCUCGCUCCCCCCUAGGCAACGAGCGACUACGACGGGGAUCGCCAACCAUGCAACCACUUGAAGGAGCGGAGGUCAGCGUCAAAAAACGCCAAAAAAAAAGGUGCAAACGUGCCUGCCGCGGACAAAGCGAGGCGCCUCGACUUCCAGGCCCAGCGUCCGCCUCCCAAACCUAUUCCACUCUCAGCCAUUUCCACACUCGUUAAAUUACGCCACAACCCCGUCCGUUUCGCGCUCGGCUGCGUUUGAACCGUCCGUUCGGCCGCCGCCCCUUAUAAAAACGCCAAAAAAAAAAUAUUUUCUCCGCCACUCUCAAAACAUUCGAACUUGUAGGAUGCGCGCAUUCCGCGUCACCCGGACCAGUUGUACGCCGAUAUGAGCGCGAUCAGCAGCAGACCCGUGCGCGUCAGGCUCGACGUCAUCAACGCCAUCAGACAGUACUGCAUGGAGGCGACCGACAUCGCCAGGGGGAUGAAAGUCCUCCUUCUCGAUCACGAAACGACGCCCAUCGUGUCGCUGGUGUUCGGCCAGCUGGAGAUCUUGCAGAAGGAAGUGUACUUGUUCGAGAAGAUUUCCACGCAGAACAGGGAGUCGAUGCCCUACCUGCAGGCCGUCUGCCUGUUUCGCCCGACGGAGGAGAACCUCGAGCACAUCCGACAGGAGCUCAGAAACCCCAAGUACGGGUCGUACUACAUUAUUUUCACGAACUCGGUGAAGGAGUCCUACUUGAGGAAGAUUGCCGAGGCGGACGAGCUCGAAUUAGUCAAGGAGGUCCAAGAAUUCUACGCGGACUACAGGGCCAUCAACCACGAUACGUGGACGCUCAACUUGUUCGGUCCCGGCGUCUUGAGCCCGGUGUCGGUGGAGUGGCCCAUGUGCCUGUCGAGGAGCACGGACGGCAUCAUUUCGAUGCUCUUGUCGCUGAAGCUAUGUCCGUACAUUCGCUACCAGCGCACGUCGGAGCUCGCCUCUCAGCUGGCUCGGUCGGUCGAGAAUCGAGUCAGAAACUCUCCGCUGUUCCACUUGGGAAGAGCGAAAGCCAGCGCGCCGCUGUUGCUCAUACUCGACCGCAACGAGGACCCCAUCACUCCCCUCCUCACCGCGUGGACCUACCAGGCCAUGUGUCACCAACUGAUAGGACUAGUCAACAACCGCUUGGAUCUGAGCCACGUAGAAGGCAUCCAGGAAGAACUAAAGCAAGUCGUCCUCUCCUCGCUGCAAGACGAGUUCUUCUCCGAACACAUGUACGACAACCUCGGAGACCUGGGCGUGGUCAUCAAGCAGUUCGUAGACAAAUUCCAAUCAGAGUCCAAAAUUCGAGGAAGGCUCGAAAGCAUCGAGGACAUCAAAAGAUUCAUCGAACAAUACCCAAGCUUCAGAAAAACAGCCGGAAACGUCUCAAAACAUGUGGCAAUCAUCAGCGAACUGCAACACCAAAUCCAAUCAAGACGUCUACUAGAUGUGUCUCCUGUAGAGCAAAAACUGGCCUGUCACGAAGACAACAACGACGCAGUCGAAAGCGUCAAAAACAUCCUCGUCUCCGGACCAACUCCUCUCCAUCCCGACGACGCCCUCCGCCUCGUGCUCCUCUACACGCUCAGAUACGCCCAAAACCCCGCCAACCAACUAGAACUCCUCACGAAAAUCCUGUCUCGUCACUACAAAAUCCCAACCGAGCGACUCAUCCUCAUCCGACUCCUCCGCCAAUACGCCUCCCAAACCAGGCGGACCGCCUCUCUCGACCUCUUCCGAAACCAAGACUGGCUCACUUCCGUCAGGGGUAAAAUCAAACGCGGACUCAUGGGUGUCACCAACGUGUUCACUCAGUACAAACCCCUCCUCGAAAAAAUCAUCUCCCUCCUCCGCGAAAACAAACUCGACCCACACGACUAUCCCCACCUCCUCUCAGAACCAACCAAACCCCCUCCAACCGAAAUACUCAUCUUCAUCGUCGGAGGCGCCACCUUCGAAGAAGCCGCCCUCAUCCACAAAAUCAACCGCGAAUCCACCGAAUUCCAGUGCCUCCUCGGCUGCACCGGACUCGUCAGGCCAAACCAGUUCAUGAAUGACAUCCUACAAACCAAAAACGUCUAAAAAACACAUUUUUUCUGUAUAAAUAAAUUUGUUUAUUUAUUCUUUUUUCAA
Schistocerca gregaria is the source of this 2284-nucleotide messenger RNA. RefSeq names its product vacuolar protein sorting-associated protein 45-like. Gene Ontology annotation, biological process: vesicle-mediated transport; intracellular protein transport. The record is from RefSeq and is a predicted model, not a curated record. Lineage: Eukaryota; Metazoa; Arthropoda; Insecta; Orthoptera; Acrididae. The coding region runs from base 515 to 2233 and encodes 572 amino acids. The transcript has 2 exons. Gene Ontology annotation, cellular component: Golgi membrane.